Molecule: messenger RNA, 1296 nt
Organism: Pseudozyma flocculosa PF-1
Lineage: Eukaryota; Fungi; Basidiomycota; Ustilaginomycetes; Ustilaginales; Ustilaginaceae
Exons: 4
Coding region: 1-1296 (431 amino acids)
Biological process (GO): regulation of gene expression
Cellular component (GO): cytoplasm; Rpd3L complex; Rpd3L-Expanded complex
Molecular function (GO): histone binding
Source: RefSeq, a predicted model, not a curated record
AUGGAGACCAUCGAGAUCGACCAGGACGACGCGGCCAACGCCCAGGCCAUGCUCUCCAACGAGGAAUACAAGAUCUGGAAGAAGAACUCGCCCUUCCUCUACGACCUUGUGGUGACGCACGCGCUGGAAUGGCCCUCGCUCACCUGCCAGUGGUUCCCAGACAGGGACACACCGGCGGACAAGUCGUACACGCAGCACCGCCUCCUGCUCGGCACCCACACGUCCGGGCAGGACCAAAACUACCUCCAGAUUGCACAGGUGCAGCUGCCGCACACGGGCGCCGACGGGCCGUCGUCUGACCCGUCGCUCGAUUUGCGCGAGUACGACGAGGACAAGGGCGAGAUCGGGAGCUACUCGGCCACCACGGCCCGCCUCUCGAUCGUCCAGAAGAUCAACCACGACGGCGAGGUCAACCGCGCCCGCUACUGCCCGCAAAACUGCGACCUGAUCGCCACCCGCACCGUCAUGGGCGAGACGUACGUCUUUGACCGGACAAAGCACAGCAACACGCCCGACGCCGACGGCAAGUGCCGGCCGGACAUUAUCCUCAAGGGGCAGAAGAAGGAAGGGUACGGCCUGGCGUGGUCGCCGCUCAAGCAGGGCCACAUCCUCGCGGCGUCCGAGGACACGACAGUCUGCCACUGGGACAUCAACGCGUACAAGAAGGGCAACAACACGCUCGCGCCGCUGCAGACCUACCGCGGCCACACGUCGGUGGUUGAGGACGUGGCGUGGCACUCGCACCACGAGUCGCUGUUUGGCUCGGUGGGCGACGACCGCCAGCUGCUCAUCUGGGACGUGCGCGAUGAGGCGAGCACGCCCAAGUACCGCGUCGAGGCGCACGCCGGCGAGGUCAACGCGCUGGCCUUUAACCAGGAGAACGAGUACAUCCUCGUCACGGGGUCGGCCGACAAGACGGUGGGCGUGUGGGACCUGCGCAACCUCAAGGUCAAGCUGCACUCGCUCGAGGGCCACACCGACGAGAUCCAGGGCCUCUGCUUUUCGCCGCACAACUCGACGGUGCUCGCCUCGGCGAGCGCCGACCGCCGGAUCAACAUCUGGGACCUCAGCCGGAUCGGCAUGGAGCAGACGCCCGAGGACGCCGAGGACGGCCCGCCGGAGCUCGUCUUUGUCCACGGCGGCCACACGAGCCGGCCCACGGACCUGGCGUGGAGCCCGCACCUCGAGUGGGCCCUGACCAGCGCGGCCGAGGACAACAUUGUCAUGGUCUGGCGGCCCAGCAAGAGCGUCGUCGACGUGGGCGACGAGGACGUGGGCGACGAGGAGCUCGAGUAG